AUGAAUGUGGAUAAAGACAGUCAAGUGAUAAUACUUCCUCAAUUAAAGGAUACCACGCUGAUAUCCAGACAGUACAAAAUUAUCAAUCUACCCAUCACGUCAACCACGGCAUCAACGACAUCGGCACCAUCUUCCAAAUCAUUCUUGAUCCAGGACUCAGAGAUGUACGAAUUGAACGUAAUCAAAGGCGACAACUCAUCUAUUAAAUUGAAAUCGGGGGAUGGAGUAAAAUCCUUCAUUUUUGAACCUGUAGCCGGAUCUAGCACAUCAGAGACGAACACUGAAUUGGACCGCGUUGGCACCAGGGUCAGUGGCAAUGGCGCGGUCUUGCAAUCGUGUCACACUCUAAUUGCGUCACCUUACAACUUCACAUACAUGGUGAUUGCUAUAUUCGAAAAACAUGGCGACAAAUUCAGUCGGUUUCAUACCUUGGAUGAUAUUAGAGAUAGCUUGCUGAGUUUGGAAUCGGGCCACGAUUGGGUAUACGAUAUUCCACGACAGUUGUUUUCGAAAAGCUUGGCCUAUGUUUGUGAGUCAAUACUUGAAGGUGGUGGACAAGGUGCCAAUAACAAUGACAAUGACAAUGACAAUGACAAUGACAAUGACAAUGACAAUGACGAAGAUGGGGGAGAUAAAUUUUACAAGUAUUCUUCAACGAAAAGUAUUGAGUGGGUCAAUACCAAAGUACUAGCGUUGAAACAUUGGGUUGUUGGCCUGGAUGAUAACAAGCUGUCUACAAAUAGCAUAUUGAACAAAAUCAAGAAGGAGCUUCACGAUCCUACCGCAGCUAACGAAGGACAGCAGCAGCAACAGCAACAACAAGAACUAGUCGACCAAAUGGCAUUACUUUAUGCACUUGACUACGUGUGUGAUUCCUAUGUGCCCAAUUUGAAAUCCAAGAUCAUUACAUACUUCGAUUACAAUUUCACUCAAGUAGAUGACCACUUGACCAGUUUGAAACAAAAACAGAGAAAUUUGGAAGCGGUUGAAGCCAACAUGAAUGAAGUAAUCACGACAACUGCAAACACCACCAAGUCGCAAUCAUCGAAAAAGAAUGGUAAAAAGCAACCAGCAAAGAAAGUUGCAGUUGGAAAAGGAGCUCUUGAUGGAUUUUUCAAGAAAGCGUAA
Messenger RNA from Lodderomyces theae, 1128 nucleotides. RefSeq lists its product as uncharacterized. NCBI's taxonomy places the organism in Eukaryota, Fungi, Ascomycota, Pichiomycetes, Serinales, Debaryomycetaceae. Gene Ontology annotation, biological process: ribonucleotide metabolic process; RNA catabolic process. The transcript has a single exon. Gene Ontology annotation, cellular component: ribonuclease H2 complex; nucleoplasm. The record is from RefSeq and is a predicted model, not a curated record. Bases 1 to 1128 code for a protein of 375 amino acids.